Molecule: messenger RNA, 1215 nt
Organism: Momordica charantia (bitter melon)
Lineage: Eukaryota; Viridiplantae; Streptophyta; Magnoliopsida; Cucurbitales; Cucurbitaceae
Product: Adenine nucleotide alpha hydrolases-like superfamily protein
Source: RefSeq, a predicted model, not a curated record
CCCGAAGAAAUUAACCAAACGAAACCCAUUUUCUGUUUUUMUAUAUGGGUUACUCUGUAUCCAUUCCUGAUUCUUCACCCUAUACAAUAUAUAGAAGCUGCUCUGUUUUCCCCAAAUCCCCUGCAGCAGAGGAUUUCUUAGAAUCUCUGGUUUACAGCCGCCAUGUCGGCGUUGCCAUCUCCGGCGGAGGCCAAAUUCUGCCACUUCGAUGAAGGGGCCAUCGCCGGAGCAGGACCCGGAAGCGAGUUCAGCAAUUACAGGUUCAGCAGCAGCACGAGCGAGAUAGAGGAAGAGGGUUCGAGCGAGAUUUUUGAGACGAAUGAGAAAAUGGGGUCGUCGGCGGCGGCGGCCAUGGAGACCAUUAGAGAAGAUUAUAGUGGCGGUUGUUCGUUCUCGUCGGAUGCUCUGAAAUGGGAGGAUUGCGUUUAUGUCGGAGUGGGGAAGAGCGAAUCCAGCGUCGAGGCGCUUCAAUGGGCGCUCAAGAACGCCGUUACAGCCUCCACUACCGUCGUCUACCUCUUACAUGUCUUCCCAGAGACACGAUACAUUCCCAGCCCCUUGGGGAAGAUUCCAAUUAAUCAGGUGGAUAAACAACAAGUGGCUAUCUAUGUAGCUCAAGAAGAGAGCAAAAGGAAGGAUUUUCUUCAGAAGUUUAUUGAUUUCUGUUCUGCUGCUAAGGUUAAGGCAGACACUGUGCUCAUAGAGAGUGACAUGGUGGGAAGGGCUAUUUUGGAUGUUAUACCAAUUCUCAACAUAAGGAAGCUAGUCCUUGGAAUCAACAAAUCCAGGAAGUUGAGAUUGCGAGGAGGAAGCGGAAUUGCAAAUGAGAURCUUCAGAAAGCUCCGGGGUUUUGCGAGGUUAAGGUUGUUUGUGAAGGGAAGGAAGCAAGCAACCAGUUGGCUCAUUGUGGGUCGCCCUCUCCUCUCUCUUCUCCUCGCUACCACGACGAUAGCUCCAAGGAUAAUGAUCCUAAUUCUAGCGUUACAGUAGCUGAAGAACAACGAAACAGUUCAAUCUCUUGCAUGUGUUUUAAAACUAAGUUUGUCUGAUGAACAUGUACUUUGUACUCUCUUGUCCUUAAUAUUGUGUAAAAGAUCAAAGUUUGUAUUUUGAUUUCUAUGUAAAUGAAUUUUAAUGAGAUCRGAUGAAUGCAAAGGAUUUAUCUUCCUAUGACUGGGAAGAUAGACUGGAACCUGAUGGUGAAAAUAGCUAAA